Ceratina calcarata is the source of this 3353-nucleotide messenger RNA. Its product is annotated as serine/threonine-protein kinase PLK1. Gene Ontology annotation, molecular function: ATP binding; protein serine/threonine kinase activity; protein binding. Gene Ontology annotation, biological process: protein phosphorylation; mitotic spindle organization. The transcript is spliced from 9 exons. NCBI's taxonomy places the organism in Eukaryota, Metazoa, Arthropoda, Insecta, Hymenoptera, Apidae. Bases 464 to 2854 code for a protein of 796 amino acids. The record is from RefSeq and is a predicted model, not a curated record. Gene Ontology annotation, cellular component: spindle pole; centrosome; cytoplasm.
CAAAGUAAAACGGGAAUGGAUGGAAUUGGAAUAGUGUCGACCCGACCGUUCGGAUGGCUCGGAUGGUCGCGUCGCUCUCUGAUCUGUGAUAAAGCGAGAACACUGUCAGUGACGUUUAUCUCUUCUCUCAAUCUCGACCGAAAUUCGUGCCUACAUUCUCUCUUCGUCCUGUGAUAAUCUAGAAUUUCUCUAGAAUAUUUCAAUCAUCGUAUAGGCUGUCGAACGAUCUCAUUUGGAACGGAGUGCACGUGUGUGUGAGAGACGCGUAGGCGUUCUGUGUGUAAGAAAAUCGAAUGUGGUAACAUGACGUCUGGAGAGAUGCUGGCUCGGAAGCUGAUGGUAGCGAAAGAAUCGGGAAAGGGGAACUGUUGUUCCAGCUAGUGCGGCAAAUAAUUAAAAGGCAACAGAAUCUCGAGAGAAUCUCUUAUCGCCAAGUAUAGAUACGUGAAACUAUGUAGAGGAGAUGCUGCCUUCAAACGCGAUUGAGGCGGAAGCCUCGUCACCUCCGUCGAGGUACGAUAAGGGGUUCCUGCCCGAUGAGUCUUGCCGUUUCGCGGAAACGGAAGUCGUCGCUCGGUACCAGGAAGAUGAAGUCAAGGCUAAGUACGGGAGGCCUGUCUAUCGGGAAGACAGCAACGAAAAGAUCCCUGUGAAAACGGGUUCCAAGUUUCCGAACGAUCGUCGCAGCUUCUCCAAGGGUUCGUCUCUGCAGAGUCUGGUUCGACGCAGAAGUCGAAGACACGCUCAAUCUUCGUUACCGUUGGACGCGGAUCUCUCCGCGUAUUCGUUAUACCCUGAGCAGAAACAAGAGGAAACGUGCACGCGCACCUCCACGCUCGUCUACUCGUCGAGGGGCGAAAACAAAGAUGUUUCCUCGUCGACGAAUCUCGCGACGACGGGUACAGGGAACAGUGUCACCUGCUCGGUCAGUGGAAGCCGGAUUAACACGGGAUCGUCCACGAGGACUGCUAGUGUGAUAACUGCUGCUGCUGGACCCUCGACGUCUUCUUCUUGGAACAAUUCGCCCGAGGAGGAGCUAGAUUACGUGGUGGAUCCUGUGCACGGGAAUGCUUAUUACAAAGGCCAGCUCUUGGGAAAGGGAGGGUUUGCGAAAGUGUUUCUGAUGACGGACGUCACGAAUGGGAACGAAUAUGCUUGUAAAAUCAUUCGGAAGAAUCGUAUGCAAAAGAUUCACAUGCAAAAGAUCGCUCGCGAGAUCAUGAUCCAUAAGGAACUGAACCACGUGAACGUCGUUCAGCUGCAUCACUACUUCGAGGACAAUCUCAACGUUUACAUGCUCAUGGAGGCUUGUCCUCGAAAGCAGAGUCUGAUGCACGUGCUGAAGUAUCGGGGUAAGGUCACGGAGCCGGAGGCCAGAUAUUACAUGAAGCAAAUGGUAACCGGAGUCGCGUAUAUCCACUCGCAAAGGGUCGUGCAUCGGGAUUUGAAGCCAGGCAAUAUGUUCCUGUCGGAACAGAUGAUCGUCAAGGUCGGCGACUUCGGGUUGGCGACCAGACUCGACGGCCAGUGCAGACGCGUGACUAUCUGCGGAACGCCUAAUUAUAUAGCGCCAGAAGUGUUGUACAAACAAGCUUACAGCUACGAAGCAGACGUCUGGGCGUUAGGAUGUAUUUUAUAUGCGUUACUGGUGGGCCAGCCGCCCUUCGACACGGCAACUCUGAAAGAGACUUACGCUAGGAUAUGCAGCAAUCAUUACCGGGAGGUGGACGGGACGAUGGCCAGUCGCAACGGCCAAGAUUUAAUUAGAUGGCUCCUGCAACCGAAUCCGGAGUUAAGGCCCAGUUUGGAGAAGGUCAAGGAGCAUCCCUACCUCACCGAAGAGUAUGUGCCAGAAUCAUUGCCCCGUACGUCUUGCUUCCAAGUGCCUCAGACCACUCUGGUAGAGAACCAAGUCUCCUCACCGUCGUUCGACUCCAGUGCUUCCGCCAAUCAGAAACUUAAUAACGUUCAGGUGCACACGCUGCAACGAUCUCAACAGGACCAGCAUCGAGGAAACGUUUCAGAGAAGAGUUUACGCAAGGGCCCGUCGAAGGUGAUCAGUUGGCUGACCAGAAAGCUCCGCAAGGUGCCCAAGUUCCGUCAACGACUGAGCAGCGUUCUCUGUCCGGAUCAAAAGAAGACCGGCUACGCAGCUCAAAGCAUGCAGAUGCACCGGGCGCUAGAGAAUUGUAUAAACGGGAUCAAGUGCAAGAAUAAAUUACGUAAUCAUCCGCCCGUGAAGGAUCUCGUGCCUCUGUUCAUCACCAAGUGGAUCGACUACUCGAAUAAAUACGGGCUGGGCUUCCAGCUGUCCGACAGAUCGGUCGGCAUCCUGUUUAACGAUCACACGAAGAUCAGCUAUACGCACGACAGAAGAAGAGUGGAAUACGUGACGACGGAGGACGAAGUGACCAGAUUUCAAAAGGAAGAGGACGUCCCGACCGCUCUGCAGAAGAAACUUCUCUUAUUACAACGUUUCACCCAGUAUAUGGACAAAUUUAUGACCGAAGGUGGCGAGAUAAAAAGACAUCGUGCGCCUACGCGGAACUCUAGGAACUCUUGCGUGCCUCGGAUGCGAAGAUGGUUCAGAACCGACAAGACCAUUGUCAUGGAACUUACUGUUCCUUUGUUACAAGUGAACUUCUUCGAGGACCACACCAAACUGGUGGUAUCCCAAGAGUCCCCUAACAAAGGCUAUUUGGUCACGUACAUAGAUACAAGUAGAAAGACCUCCUCUUAUUGGUUGAACGAUAUCCGCGACCUCGGUUGCACCGCUGAUCUCUACGAACGCCUGUACCACGUUUAUCAAGUCUCCAAGGAAUUCGUCGAGGUGCACGACAACACGAUUGGUUGAUGAAACAAGAAACUGUUUCGAAGAGGUCGUUAUUUGUUACCUCGAACCCUAAUGUUUCGUUCGUUAUCGAUAAGCAGACUUUUACGCAAUCAAACUUUUUAGGAUACUUACACAUAAACGAGAUAGAAGUUUGUUCAGUUGACUAACUAUCGUAAUUUGUUACGCUGUAAUAAAUAAGCGCAAGGGACAGAUCAAACAGGGUUAUAUUAAAAAUCGGACGAAAUUAAAACGUACCUUGAUCUAGACGUAACUUUAUUAUUUAGCUUAAGUUUCGAGAAAACCACCAGUCUUCUAUUUACAUUAGAACUCCAUUAAUAUCGAAUAUACAAGUAUAAAUAUAAAGGAAACAAGUUCUUACACCUAGAAAAUAGUAUAUAAUAAACAUUAUUUAUUCUUUGUCCACGUACUUACAGUUAAUCACCGAUUGUAAACGAUCUCUGUCGAGUUGAAUUUCGUUUGAUAAUAAAAGAAAUGGAGUUCCAUUGAAUUAAAACUCGUA